AUGUUUCUCUUGUAUAUUCCAAUUUUAUUGUUAUCAGCGGUAUGGAUUUCUUUCCAAUUGAAGCUACUUUGGAGGAAAGAGCCCAGAACUAAAUACAAGUCAAUUGGAUCAACGUUUGAAUGGGCAAAAUGUGACCCGCUCCGAUUGUAUCCUUUUGUAGGGAAGAAGAAUUUCAAUCCUUCGAUGGGUGUGAGAAAUCUCUCAUCCGAGCCAGAAUGCCUUUUUCUUAUCGAGAAUACGUACCUAGACUGUGUGAAUCUCCGUAAAAAGAACAUGGUUGAUUUUGAAGAGAAACUCGUGCAUUGCAACGAGAAUUCUCGCUCAGUAGAUGCUGUCCGUGAAUUCUACGACAUGACUGUCGACUUCAUGUGUCAGAGGUACCCGCAGUACUUUAAAGCCAAUCUGGCUGGUGGUUAUAUUGAUAAUACUAUUACGGGAUCGAGGCUUCCAUUAUAUUCGGCAAAUGAAAAUCCGAGAUCUCUAUUGAAAUUCCUCGCGUUCAAUAUCGAGGAAGAUUUCCUUAUCAUGCUUAAAGAUGAUCCAGGUGACGAAGACGAAGAGUAUGUGUUGAGAGCUUCGCUCACUGGACUGCCUGCCGGUUUCGAUCCCUCUCAUAAUUUUGACAAGCCCAUUUCACAUAUUCAUGGUCCCGUUCCUCAAUACAGUGGCCGUUUAAGAGCUCCAAUGCACCGCUUUUUUAACAAAAUUCAAUCAAAAGACAUCUGGCAACGGGCGAAUUGGUCACUACAAACCAACAAUGAAUUUUUCAAACUAGAAAACCAUCAUGCUCGCGAGGGCGAUACGAUCAUUGAACUACGGUCGGACCAGAUUGACUUCGAAAAGGGAUGUUAUCUUAGGUGCGAACGACAAAUACUUACGAGGCUUCCGAAAUCGCAUGCGGUGAUUAUGCUUGUGAGGACAUACCUUUCUCCAAUCAGUAAAGUUAAAGCCGAUGGCGUAGCUCAUGACUUGGCAACUGCGAUUGAGUCCUUGCCAGACGACCUUGCCUUCUAUAAACGAGCAGGGGUUUGGGGCAAAGCCGUUGUAUCGUAUUUGAGAAAUUAG
Messenger RNA from Australozyma saopauloensis, 1065 nucleotides. RefSeq lists its product as uncharacterized. The coding region runs from base 1 to 1065 and encodes 354 amino acids. The transcript has a single exon. NCBI's taxonomy places the organism in Eukaryota, Fungi, Ascomycota, Pichiomycetes, Serinales, Metschnikowiaceae. The record is from RefSeq and is a predicted model, not a curated record.